Leptopilina boulardi is the source of this 2909-nucleotide messenger RNA. Its product is annotated as ubiquitin-conjugating enzyme E2 J2-like. NCBI's taxonomy places the organism in Eukaryota, Metazoa, Arthropoda, Insecta, Hymenoptera, Figitidae. The record is from RefSeq and is a predicted model, not a curated record. The transcript has 4 exons. Bases 506 to 1207 code for a protein of 233 amino acids.
UGACAUCACAAAUCACGAAUUCGUCAUAUGUUUUUCCUCAUUAAAAAACGUCUGUCAAACAUCUCUAAGCGUGCAAUUCGAAAACAAAAAUCGCGUGAAUCUUUUUUAAUAUUUCAUAGUUUCUAUUUUUACGAUAAUUAUAUUCAACAUUUAAUCAUCAAUAUUAGUUUAAAGUUAUUGACUUGUGACAAGAAGAAGAAUAACAACAACAACACACAUAUUCCAAAAGACUGACGUGGUGCAAAUUUCUAAUUAUCUAAAAGUCAGUUUAUUGGCUUUAUUUAUUCCCAAUUAUCCAAAAAAAGGUUAUUAUUUUCCUGAUUUUUCAUGAUUUAUUCAAUACAUUAACAUUAUAUUUCUAUUAUCUUGAAAUAAGUUAUAAGAAAUUUUAACCUCUUUUUCACUGCGGAGGUGGGUCAAUUUUCAUUCAGUUAUAAUAUUCAAGUCAUAAAUUGAAAAAAAAAAGAUAUUUAAUUAAAAUAAUUAGGGGAAAAAAUUUGUAAACAUGGCCAGGAUGAACAAAAAACCUAAUAGUGCAACUGCAAGAUUAAAACAAGAUUACAUGCGACUUAAAAACGACCCAGUUCCCUAUGUUUUAGCCGAACCAGUACCAUCGAAUAUUUUAGAAUGGCAUUAUGUAGUAAAAGGACCAGAAAAUACACCAUAUGAUGGUGGAUUUUAUCAUGGGAAGCUCAUUUUUCCCGGAGAAUUUCCAUUUCAGCCACCAAGUAUUUACAUGACCACUCCAAACGGAAGAUUCAAAGUAAACACAAAACUUUGUCUCUCGAUAUCAGAUUUUCAUCCUGAUACGUGGAAUCCUGCUUGGAGUGUAUCGACCAUUCUUACCGGAUUAUUAAGUUUCAUGAUUGAAAACAGUCCAACGUUGGGGAGUAUAACAACAACAGACUAUGAAAAAAAACAUCUGGCUGCCCAAAGUUUAGAAUAUAAUUUGAAAGAUAAAAUAUUUUGUGAAUUAUUCCCCGAAACAGUUUCGGAUAUUAAAAAAGAACUUGAACGUCAAAAAGAAUUGGAAAAACAAGCCAGGCAUCAAUUGACAUCUUCAGAGGUCUCGUCAUUGAUUAGAGAUCAAUUUCAAAUCGAUCAAAGUCCAUUGCACAGUGCCAUCACGAAUCUCGUUGUUGUUAUUGGAUUUGCAGCAUUUGCCUAUGUUGUCAAGUAUGUUUUAAGGAAUAUUGCACUGGAAUAGAAAGACACUUUUAUCAAUUUAUGACUGGUAGGUUUACUAUAUAAUAUAUAAAAAUAUAUAAAUAUAUUUUCAAGCGUAAGACGCUAGUGAUCGACGCAUUCGCGGAAGACUAAAAAAAAAGAAACUUUUUUGAAUGAAAUAUUUCUCAAGACUUCCGUCAAUAUUGAUGAUUGACUGUCCAGAGAGAAACAAUUUUUUUUUUCUUUUUUGUAGAGAGAGACUUGCGUAUCGAGAAGUCAAAAUUUUUCAGUAUGAUAUAAUAUUAGUAAUCAUUUUUUGUAUAUGAGAAAUUUAGGAUUAGGCGUGUUUUGAUGAUAUCGUGCUCUAAAAAAAAAAAAAUAAGUCAAUUUUCUCGCAUUUAAUUCUUUUUUCACACACAUCGGCUUUUUUUUCUCUUUAUCGUUUCUCUCUUUUAAAUUUUCUUAGAAAAUAUAUUUAUUUGAAAACUAUUUAUAAUCACAUUUGAGAGUUUGAGCUUCCACAGUAUUUUUGUUUUUUGAGUUAAUAUGCAGCUUUUCAAUAUAAGAAAACUGCGAGAUGAGUGAUUUUUUUAAACGUAUUUUCUUCCCUUUUAUGAGCUUCUCUACAUAUUUCCUUAUAUACAAUUAAAAGCUCAGGUUUAUAGUUAAUAUAUAAUAUAAUAAUAAUAAUAUAAAUAAUAUAAAUAAAUCUUAGCUUUUUUUCAUUUCCAUGAAUUUUCAAAUAUAUUUCACUAUUGUACGCACAUUCUUUACCAAUUUUUUCAUUUCAUUCCGAAUUAUAUAUAUAUAUAUAUAUAUAUAUAUAGUUUCGGUUCAUAAAGUGCCAAUAAAAUUAAUUACACAAAAAGAGUUCGCGUAGAGAUAACAUGAUAAUCAUCACAUAUAUAUAUAUAUAGUUAGAAAACAAAAGUGUAAAUAAACGAGAUAAAAAAUAAAAAAAAUGUUCAUUAAGUUAAAUUACAUCAAUAAAAAAUGAAACGUCGAAUUAUUUAUAUCUCGGUGCGCGAUCUUGUUGAUUUUUUUUUUUUAAACACAAAAAUGUAUUAUACUUGUAGUAUUUUUAAUUUAAGAAAUUCUCAUCAAAAUUUUUAAAUGAGCAAAUUCUUUUACAUUUUGCCCAUUAAAAAAUUACAAUCUUAAAUUAAGAAAUUGCGUUGAGAUUUUGAUUCGAGUAAAUGUUUUUCAGAAUUUUCAUUCCAUAUAAAGAGAAAUAAUAUUUUUCCAAUAUUUGUGUGGGUUCUUAGAAUAUUUAUAAAAAAAAGACACUUUUUAACAGAAUGUUUAUAAUAGAAUACGAAAAAAAAAAAUUUACUCGAUUUGAAAUUCCUCAUUGUGUUUUUUGCAUAUAUAUGUAGUCGCAACAUAUUACUGACUAAAAAAAAAAAUCAUGUGAGCUUCUUUAUUUCUACUUAUAAACAAUAUUAGUCAGUAGAUUUAAAUUUAUAGAGAAUAAUACAUUUUUUUUCUCUUUAAAUUAUAUUUGAGCUUUUCUAUGUUACCUGAUGAAAAUAUUUUUUUUUUUCAAUUAUUUAAGUUACGAUUUUUCAAAAAUCAUAUCAGAGAAAAUGUUUUUUUUUGCAACAAAAAGAAGUCAUUUUUUUCGAUUUUGUAUAAAUAAUAUAAUUUAUCAUUUUUGUUAAACAAUAUCUAAAAGUUUACAGAAAAAAGAAUUGUAGAAAUAAAAAAAAGGGGUUAGUUAUAUUAAAUGAGUUUUAAAUUAA